Molecule: messenger RNA, 3396 nt
Organism: Mya arenaria
Lineage: Eukaryota; Metazoa; Mollusca; Bivalvia; Myida; Myidae
Exons: 7
Coding region: 846-2780 (644 amino acids)
Source: RefSeq, a predicted model, not a curated record
UGUCGGACGCGUACACUUUUGACGAUGCUGACCGUUUCAACAACAUCUUACAGAUGCUUAUGCGUUGUUGUGUAAAGGUCAUGAAAAAGAUUCUGCCAAUAUUUGUGACUUCCCUUGGCUAUACAUGUGUGGAUCAAUUUCUUUCGACAGAAAAACCACACGUAUUAAAAAUGCCACUUGCUUCUUUGCAAAAGAACCAGGACAUUUUAUAUCCACCGACACGAAUAUUAACGAAUAUCGAGCAAUGGGACAUGUCCUUGCUUACUUGUGUUUUUACUCACAUUCAAAGGAAGCUCAUAACCAAAGAAAUCGGAAAUCCGACAGAUCCAUUUAUUAACCUAUAUAAAGCCCAAGUGCUUGCAACAACAGUGGGACAAGAACAUGAAGAAAAACUUUACCCUCAGUCAGGAAAGCCAACAAAUUUAAACAAGUGGAAUAUGUCCGUAUGUGCUUGUAUUUUCUCGGUGGUGUGCCCAAAACCAAACACUUUACAUGUCAAAAUAGCAGAGUCAUUGAAUAGUCUGAGAAAAAUGAGAAACAGUCUUUGUCACACAGAAAGUCCAGAGAUGGAACCUUUAGUUUACGAAGAACACAUAACUGUUCUGAAAGAUUUCGUUAACUCAGGGCUGACAUAUAUAGGGGAUGUUGCCUUUGAAACUGAAAUAAAGAAAGAUAUGGAUGACAAUGAAAAUGGCAAAAUGAGACGUUAUAUUGUGGCAGAUCAUAAGCAUCUUCAAUAGUCUUAUGCUAAUGAUAGAGAUACCAGUCAAAGGUUAGACGGUAUUGAGAAAGAAUUACGAAAACUCUCAUGUCAGUUACAGAAGGAUCCAGUCCAAUUGACACUGAUGUUGUUUUUUGCAAAACUGACAGACGACCACAAAAAUCUCCUCUAUUCUUCGUUUGCGGAAACUUUUACACAGCUUGUAGAAGAGAAUGCACCAGAAAUUGUUGGAGAAAUAAAUCCAGAAUUGAAAGAUUUUUUUACCCAUUCUGUCUUUCAGACCUGGAAGAUUUUUAACAAUCCUUUUGAAGGAAGGCGGGUUGUAGGUGCCAAGCGAGAGUGUCUGAAGAUCAAACUCCACUUCGACGAUGCCGUUCGGAUGUGGAAGUUCAUCAAAAUAUAUAUAUCGGGGACGCUUGACUCUUUAAUUGAACCAAUCCAAACAUUUCUAAGAACAAAAGAAGGAUUUGAGAACUUGGAAAUGACAGUGGUUCUACCGGAUGUGUUUGCUGCUUUGAAUCAAUCAGGUGAUUCUAAAGAGAUUGAUUCUAACUCUAUGAUGUGCGUAUUGGAGUUGUUGAAUCAAAGGUUGGUUCCUUUAGAACAAAACCAACAAGAUGACACGGUUCGCAAAAGUCUUGAAAUGAAGAGGACGAGUAGUCAGCAGUACAUAACCAAUGCCGGUGUCCAAACCGGGGAAAUGGAAUCUGAGGGACCCGAAGAGACUUUCGUUGAAAUAAAAGAGCGAUUAGUAGUAGAAGAAUCUAAAACGCCUUUGGUGGAAUUACAUUUGGAUGAAUCUGGACAAACGAUAAUGCCUUUGACUUCGGAAGAUACAGAAACUCCUAUUAAAGGAUAUACUAUUGAAAACACCGGGGAAAAGGUUAUGACAACGAUAUCGAAAGAACCUGUAAAGCUCGUUGAAGAAUUGACUGUUGACGAGUCUGGGCAAAAGGUUAAGACUCCGAUGCCAAAAAAAUCGGAAAAGCCAAUUAAGGAGUUACCUAUUGAAAUAUCCGAAAAGCCGAUGACGAUAUUGCCGACCAAUGUGUAUGAACCGAUGAAAGAAUUAGUCAGUUAUACAUGUGGGGCUUGUUUCGAAGAUAUAAUAAGAGUUCAAUACAUGGUCAAAUGCAAGGACUGCGACAAGAUACUUUGCUCUGAUUGUGCCCGAGUUCACAGAAAUUCGGAUUUGUCAAGAGAUCACAUUAUCAUAGUGCAACAAGCUGAUGAUCUCAUCAACACGAAGUUCAAACCAGCCGCAACCAUCACCGUGGAGUAUCCUUCUCACCACCGAGGCGGCUUCUUGUCUGACUUAUUCCUCCUGCCUAGAGACAAGCUGCUACUUGGUGAUUGGAACGACAGGAAAGUGAAGUUGGUUGACCUGCGAACAAACAACCUUCUGUCCCAGGUGAGUGUGCCAGGUCAUCCAAUGGGCAUGUGUCUCAUAUCCGAGAACAGAGUGGCUGUAACUUUACGAAUUACAGGAAUGAUAGGAAGUAUUCAGUUCGUGGAAAUAAAUGGACAACUAUGCCUUGGGGAGAGUAUCAAGUUGGAUGGGGGCUGUCUAGCUAUUGGUUACCAUAAUGACAGGUUAAUAGUGUCUUACAGGAGUGGAAAGGUGGAGAAAAUGGACAUGAGUGGAAAAGUUAUUGAGAAGAUAGACAGUGAUGACAGUGGGAAGCCAGUGUUCGGCUAUCCAUGGCAAUUGACAGUGGUCGGUGAAGGGCAGGAAGCAGUACUAUAUGUAUCCGACAAUUAUAAAAACACCAUUACAAAGCUCGACAUGGACUUGAACAUCCUCCAGACAUUCGAAGACCCUGCACUGAGAGAACCAGCAGGCAUCACAGCAGUGGGAAACCAGCUGCUUAUCUGUGAUAGAGGUAGUAACAACAUAAUGUGCCUAGACUUGACGAGUAGCCAGAUGACCCAGCUGCUGAAGAAAAAUGCGGAACAGAACCCAAAGAGUGUUUGCUACAGUCAGCAGCAGAAAAGGCUUUAUGUCACCGGUGAACAUGACAAUGUUGUUAGUGUGUAUAUGUCAUCAAUUACUAUUUAGAUAGGGAAGGGAGAGUGAGGAAAAAUACCAAACACAGCUAACCACUAUUAUAUAAACACCCUGUGUAUCUGAAAGUGGUCAGUGAAGGUCAGAAUGCGGUCAUAUAUGGGUCAAACUAUUGGAAACGCAACCAACAUGAAACUCAACAUCCCCCAUACAUAAAAGAAUCCUGCAUUGAGAUCACUAAGACGCAUCACUGCAUUUAGUGUGUUUAUUUACACACUGUUGUGCCUGGACAUGCUCAUCGGCAAACAUGACCAAACUACUGGAGAAUAUAAGUAGUGACUACAUGAGCUACAGAGUGUUUCUAACUGCCAGCAGCUUACAGUCAAAACGAGAAUGAUCAAGUGUUUAAGGAAAUUAUUUCAGGAUAUAAACACGUAACAUUUUGCCUUGUGCAGGCGCCUUAACUUACUCAGUGGUCACAUGACCAACAGGUGGAAGAGGAGAAGGGUUUUAUAAGUUAUAUCAGAAUAUAAUGCAUGUUGCCUGCGAGUGUAUCACAGAUAUAAUAAUGUCGAUAUUUAUCAUGCAUUCACAAGUAUUAAAAAUAAAAAAUAAAAACUUUUAACAAAUAUUUAUUUCCAUCAACCAUCUGUGGUUGUAUAUAUAUGUA